Messenger RNA from Apodemus sylvaticus (European woodmouse), 1133 nucleotides. It is a transcript of the gene Fa2h, whose product is annotated as fatty acid 2-hydroxylase. Gene Ontology annotation, biological process: fatty acid metabolic process; lipid biosynthetic process. Gene Ontology annotation, molecular function: fatty acid 2-hydroxylase activity; iron ion binding; heme binding. Gene Ontology annotation, cellular component: endoplasmic reticulum; membrane. The record is from RefSeq and is a predicted model, not a curated record. Bases 15 to 1133 code for a protein of 372 amino acids. NCBI's taxonomy places the organism in Eukaryota, Metazoa, Chordata, Mammalia, Rodentia, Muridae. The transcript has 7 exons.
UCCGCUCUCCCGCCAUGGCCCCCGCUCCUCCCCCCGCCGCCUCCUUCACGCCCGCCGAUGUCCAGCGGCGCCUGGCGGCCGGUGCCUGCUGGGUCCGUCGCGGGGCCAGCCUCUACGACCUCACCGGCUUCGUGCGGCAUCAUCCGGGGGGCGAGCAGCUGCUGCUGGCGCGGGCUGGCCAGGACAUCAGUGCCGACCUGGAUGGGCCACCUCACAGACACUCGGACAACGCCCGCCGCUGGCUGGAGCAGUACUAUGUGGGCGAACUGCGAGCGGACCCGCAGGAUCCCACAGAGAAUGGUGCUGUAGCCUCUGCAGAGACUCAGAAGACAGACCCUGCCAUUGAGCCACAGUUCAAAGUGGUGGACUGGGACAAGGACCUGGUGGACUGGCAGAAACCUCUCCUGUGGCAGGUGGGCCACUUAGGGGAAAAGUACGACGAGUGGGUUCACCAACCAGUGGCCAGGCCCAUUCGCCUCUUCCACUCAGACCUCAUCGAGGCCUUCUCCAAGACUGUCUGGUAUAGUGUCCCCAUCAUCUGGGUGCCCCUGGUGCUGUACCUCAGCUGGUCCUACUAUCGAACCCUUACCCAGGACAACAUUCGGCUCUUCGCAUCAUUCACAAGAGAUUAUUCGGUGAUGGUGCCAGAGUCCGUGUUCAUAGGCCUCUUCGUGCUGGGCAUGCUUAUCUGGACCCUUGUGGAAUACCUCAUCCACCGCUUCCUGUUCCAUAUGAAACCCCCCAGCAACAGCCAUUACCUCAUCAUGCUGCAUUUUGUCAUGCACGGCCAGCACCACAAGGCACCCUUUGAUGGCUCCCGUCUGGUCUUCCCCCCAGUGCCAGCCUCUCUAGUGAUUGCCUUCUUCUAUGUGUUCCUGCGGCUCAUCCUGCCCGAGGCCGUGGCAGGCAUCCUUUUUGCUGGGGGUCUCCUGGGCUAUGUCCUCUAUGACAUGACCCAUUACUACCUGCACUUUGGCUCGCCCCACAAGGGUUCCUACCUGUACAACAUGAAGGCCCACCACGUCAAGCAUCACUUCGAAUACCAGAAAUCAGGGUUUGGCAUCAGCACUAAACUGUGGGAUUACUUUUUCCACACCCUCAUUCCAGAGGAAGCCCACCCGAAGAUGCAGUGA